Messenger RNA from Rhagoletis zephyria (snowberry fruit fly), 834 nucleotides. The record is from RefSeq and is a predicted model, not a curated record. Lineage: Eukaryota; Metazoa; Arthropoda; Insecta; Diptera; Tephritidae.
AUGCUAAAGGAGGUGUUUACGCUGAUUGAUAAAGACGGUGAUAAACAGCUCAGCGGCGAUGAAUUGAAAGCCUGGCUGGAGAAGGUUCAUCUCAGCUUGAUUGAGGAAAAUGUCAAUCAGCAGUGGAACUUCUAUCAGCCGGAAGUGCAAGAGGUGCACAGUUGGGAAAGUUACGAUCCAGAGAAGAGGGAGACCAUCUCCUGGGAGCACUACGUCAAGAGCACCUAUCCGGAUGAUGUGCUCCAAGCAGUGAACAGCACUGAAGAGGUCAAGUCAGAGGAUCCCAACUUUAAGAGUUAUUUGCAGAUGUACAAGCGAGCUGUGAAGCGAUGGAAGGCAGCUGAUAAGAACGGCGACAACUUUCUGGUGAAGGAGGAGUUCACCAACUUUAUUCACCCGGAGGAGUCGGAUGAGACGAAGCACAUUCUCGUGGAGGAGGCCAUGGAGGACAUGGACUCUGACGGAAAUAAGGAAGUGAGUCUUUCCGAGUACGUCAAGCACAUGUCAGACGUCAGUCAGGAGGAGGAGAAGGAAGACGCCAACUUUUGGCAGAACCAACAGUCUCAGUUUGCUACCUACUUGGACAAAGACAAGGACGGUGUGCUGAACUUGGAGGAGCUGAACGAGUGGCUGGUGCCCAACUACGACCGACACGAGGCAGAGGCGGUGCGAAUGAUCCACGACACUGACACCAACGGUGAUCAGGCGUUGAACCACGAUGAGGUGUUCACCAACGACGAGUACUUUCUCAAUUUGAUUCCCGCCGAGUUCUGGCGACGAUACUCCGAUGCUGGCGACACGACCACUGUGCCAACCAACCACCAAGAACUCUAG